AUGGAAGAUUUGAGUCUGAAACCAAAAAUUCGAAUUGGUGCUGUAAUUGCGAAGCAAUGGACCAUUAAGAAGAAAUUGGGUGAAGGUAGCUGUGGGACCGUUUUCCUCUUGGCUAAUAUUUCAAAUCCAAAGGCUCAUGCGGCAAUGAAAGUGGAACCAUUGAUGAUGAAUAGUAAUGAUGAAAUAUUAAAAAUGGAAGUGUUCGUGUUAAAAAAAAUGCAAAAAUCAAAACAUGCUUGCCGAUUGUUUUCUGCAGGUCGCACGACUACGUUUAAUUAUAUGAUAAUGUCACUCCUUGGAAAAAAUUUAAGUGAUUUACGAUUUAUGAUGCCUUUGAAACGUUUUACGACAUGUACAAGCUUAAGACUGGGCAAACAAGGAUUACAAGCUUUAAAAGAUUUGCACAGUGCUGGAUUUAUACAUCGUGAUGUAAAACCGCUCAAUUUUUCUCUCGGAUCAACACAAUCUACAAAACGAGUUCUAUUUUUAUUUGAUUUUGGCUUAUCACGACAAAUUUUUCUGCCAGUACAAGGAACAAAUGAAAUGAAACUUCGAGAACCACGAAAAAAAGUGACAUUCAGAGGUACCGUUCGUUAUUGUUCCCUUAAUGUGCAUCAGCACAAAGAACAGGGUCGACAUGAUGAUCUGAUAUCAUUGUUAUAUACUAUCGUUGAGCUUAUCACCGGUGAAUUACCGUGGCGAGGAUUGAAUCGACGUGAAUGUGCCAUUCUUAAAGCAAGCGUACCAGAUAAAAGGCUUUUCAAUCAAUGUCCUGGAAACUUUAUAACAAUUUAUACAUAUCUGAAAGGACUUGAAUAUAACGAUUUGCCGAAUUAUGAAUUUAUCGAUAAAAAAUUUGAUGAUAUUUUAUCAAGCAAAAAUGUCAAAGAUGAAUCACCAUAUGAUUGGGAAAGCGGUGGGCGUUAUUUCGAUGAUGUAGCUGGUAAAGUAAUGCCUAAAAGACGUCGAAAUCCAGAUGAACAAGUGGAAAAAGAUUCGUCAUCAACAGUGAAAGAAGAAGUGCCAUCAACGGAGGAAGGACCAUCAACUGAAGGAGCUGAUUCAGACAUGUCAGGAGUGGAUAAAGAAAAUACUCUUGAAGAUUUGCAAGAAAUUAAAUAA
Molecule: messenger RNA, 1122 nt
Organism: Acanthocheilonema viteae
Lineage: Eukaryota; Metazoa; Nematoda; Chromadorea; Rhabditida; Onchocercidae
Source: the annotation of a GenBank genome assembly